Orycteropus afer afer is the source of this 1210-nucleotide messenger RNA. RefSeq names its product zinc finger protein 771 (gene ZNF771). Gene Ontology annotation, biological process: regulation of DNA-templated transcription. Gene Ontology annotation, molecular function: DNA-binding transcription factor activity, RNA polymerase II-specific; RNA polymerase II cis-regulatory region sequence-specific DNA binding. NCBI's taxonomy places the organism in Eukaryota, Metazoa, Chordata, Mammalia, Tubulidentata, Orycteropodidae. The record is from RefSeq and is a predicted model, not a curated record.
ACCCCAGGACAGCAAGAUGCCUGGUGAACAGCAAGCCGAUGAAGAGGAGGAGGAGGAGAUGCAGGAAGAGAUGGUGCUGCUGGUGAAGGGUGAGGAAGAUGAGGGUGAGGAGAAAUAUGAGGUGGUGAAACUUAAGAUUCCCAUGGACAGCAAGGAGGUCCCGAGCGAGGCGCCCGCGCCAUCUGCCGACCCGGCACGCCCACACGCGUGCUCGGAUUGCGGCCGCGCAUUCGCGCGCCGCUCUACGCUGGCCAAGCACACACGCACGCACACGGGCGAACGGCCUUUCGUGUGCACCGAGUGCGGCCGUCGCUUCUCGCAGAAGUCGGCGCUGACUAAACAUGGCCGCACACACACGGGCGAACGGCCCUACGAGUGCCCCGAGUGCGACAAGCGCUUCUCGGCGGCCUCAAACCUGCGGCAACACCGGCGGCGCCACACCGGCGAGAAGCCGUACGCAUGCGCGCACUGCGGUCGCCGCUUCGCGCAGAGCUCCAACUACGCACAGCAUCUGCGCGUGCACACGGGCGAGAAGCCGUACGCGUGCCCGGACUGCGGGCGCGCCUUCGGCGGCAGUUCGUGCCUGGCGCGCCACCGACGCACGCACACGGGCGAGCGGCCGUACGCAUGCGCCGACUGCGGCACGCGCUUUGCGCAGAGCUCUGCGCUGGCCAAGCACAAGCGGGUGCACACGGGCGAGAAACCGCACCGCUGCUCCGUGUGCGGUCGCGGCUUCGGCCACCGUUCCAACUUGGCGGAGCAUGCGCGCACGCAUACGGGCGAGCGGCCCUACCCGUGCUCCGAGUGCGGCCGGCGUUUCCGCCUCAGCUCGCACUUCAUCCGGCACCGGCGCGCGCACAUGCGGCGCCGCUUGUUUAUCUGCGCCGGGUGCGGCCGGGACUUCAAGCUACCCGCUGGCGCCACGGCGGCUAAUGCCACAGAGCGCUGUCCCGAAUGCGAAGGCAGCUGAGCAGCCGUCCCUGUUGCUUCAGGGCUGCAAGCGUUUGGCUGGGGUGGGGCACGCUGGGGCCUCGACCUGGAGGCUGCAUUAACUUGGACAAUCCUCUGUAGCACCAGGGGCUUGGGAAAGCCGGCCUGGCUGCCUUGGAAUUGAGGGAGGGAGAAUCCCCGACGGGGCUCCUGGGAACUACCCACCUCCCUUUCACUACAACCCCUCGGCCGUGUUAGUGAAUAAAGUAUUAUAUCCUCA